Bactrocera oleae (olive fruit fly) is the source of this 7184-nucleotide messenger RNA. The record is from RefSeq and is a predicted model, not a curated record. NCBI's taxonomy places the organism in Eukaryota, Metazoa, Arthropoda, Insecta, Diptera, Tephritidae.
CUUCAAAAAUAAAGAAGUUUCCAUACAAGAACUUGAAUUUGAUCGUUCAAUUUGUAUGUCAGCUAUAAGCUAGAGAUCUGAAUAUUUUCUCAAAUAUUGUAGCUUUGCCGUAUCGGCGGUUCCACCAAGUGAGCAGCUUCUUGAAGAGAAAAGGACGUGUGCAAAAUUUCAGAUCGAUGUCUCAAAAACUAUUUCGCGUAUAUACACACGGACAUGACUAAACCGACUCAGCUCGCAUUGUUGAUAUUUUAUAUAUUAUAUAUAUAUAUACAUAUAUGCGACGUUUACUUCAAAACCGGCUUUUUUAAUAUGACAUAAAAAGUUAGGGGCAAUCAGUAUUCAAAUAUAUAUUCAAAGCAAAGCGAUUUUGUACAUUUUCUAUAUAAUAUCUAGAUAUAUUUCAUAAAAAUUUGAAGUAAAUCCGACAAAUACUUUCACUGCCUUUUCCUUUAAAAUCGACGCAAAGCGCUUACUAUAAACAUCCGAGGCAAGCACCUUGAAGUAGAAAAUGGUGAAUUUUAAGUUUCCAACCAACCAAUGCAAGCGACUUCUCCUCACACCUAAGUUUCGAACCAUGAGCUGAAUACAGAGUGCUCCCAAAGCGGGGCAAAUAUUGAAAAUAUGACAGCAUUUAAUAUUUUGCAUGUGGAGAAGUGAUUGAAUUUUUUCACUGAAUUUUUCAUGCUUGUUUAGCAAACUUUUUUACUAAAAGUAUUAUCUUACAGCUGUAAACCAUUUAGCAGACAUCACGGCUUAUUAUUGCGGAGAGUGGCUACUACUACAAUUGACAGCUGGAAGUAAAUCUGCUGUUCACAAUAAACAACUUUCAAGCAGCGUUGUAUUUUCCCGGUUUUAAAAGCCAAAAAUUUCUUCAAUAAACAAAACUUUUAUAAGCCCGAAUUUCAAACGAUACCUGAAUGGAACAGUUUAGAUUUGUCCGACAAUCGACGCGGACGCAGCGACGGAGUGUAACGAAAGCGCGACAGUGGCAUUUGUGUGGAGUCGAAUUAAGUGGUGGCAGAAAAUUUAUGAAAUCAACUAAUUUCAGUUAAAGAAUUGAAUAUAAAUAAUCGUAAUAAAUGCAAUUAACAAGUGAAAAGUAAUUGAAAUAUGUGUAAGUAAUUGAAUCAAAGUUUAGCAAAGUGUUUUCAAAUCCAGUUGAAUUCAUACACAUAGUUUUUCAUAAGAAAAAAUCAAAAGUCAGUGAGAAAAACGAAGAAGUGGAGGAAAAGUGUACGCAAAACAAGAAUUUUUGUGUACUCCACGAGCGAGCGCGAGUACGAAGCAGCGGCGAAGAAGAUUGCCGUCGAGCCGUCACUGAAAAUCAAAGUGGAAAGAAAAACGGGCGAAAAAUAGUAAAGCAGGACGGAAAGUCCUUAAACGAAACGAGGAAAAUUUGUGUUUUCUGAGAGCGAUAACUUCCAAAGUAUAAAAGUUACGUUUUCGUUUGUGUUUACAUGUAUAUGUGAUUAAGAAAAUUUUGAAAAGUGAAAAGUGCAUGCAAAUAUGUAUUCCUUUUGCAACGUUGGAAUGCGCAUUUGUGGCAGCAAAUAACGAAUAACGUAAAGGUUUGUGAAAUGUAUGGUGUUUAAGUGUUGGCGAAAAUGACCGUGAGUCGUGUACAAAUUAACACGGCUGGAAAGUUUUGGCAUAAAAUAGAAAUUUUCAAAAUAAAAUUCAAUAUUAAUAGUUUGUGAAAUACAGACGGAGUAACGAAGAAGUUUCUAUCUUUUGGUUUUUCAUGUCUCGACUGCUUUAAUUUAGCUACAUUCAAAGUGUAUCUGUGUGUGAGUGUUUGUUGUGUGCGUGCACGGAUUAUUGGAUUAUUACCUGUUUUGCUUCUUCUGCGAGCGCAGUCGGCAGCGGCAGUGACAGUGCCGUCAACGUAGUCGACGACCGACGACGUUCAGCACAGCGACCUGACAUUUUUUCGGCUUUGCUUUACGGAUUAUUCGUUGUUGGUUGCAGUCGCCGCAUUUAUACCGCUGAUUUGUCCACAACGUAUGCAGCAAGAGUUUCAGCAUCGCCAUUACCAACUCCAUCAGCAUUAACGGUGCAGCAGAGGCAACUAAUGACCGUAUUGCCACAUUAAAUGCAAUUUCUCGGCAUCACUUUUUAACGAUACGACACGGCAAACUAAGGGAGUAAAGAUACACAACAACAACAACAAUAAUUGCACAUACAUAUUGCUGACACAUUGCAAUACGAAGACGAACACCAGCGUAUUGCUGUGCUGUGGAAUGUUGCAGCAACGACAGCCGCUCACAAUAUUUGCCGUUUUUUGUGGCGGCUGCUGCCGCCGCUGCCAGUAACAAACAAGGCAACGUGCAACUGACGCGAAAAGUGGCGAGGUGACUGUGUGCCGCCGACACAACUGCAUAUACACGAAUUUGUUUUAGUUUUUUCACACGCUUUUGCGUUUAUGUGUGUGUGCUGUGCGCGCUGGUAACAUACUGUAUUGCUUGCAGCACGAGUGUCGUUUUAUCAACGUGAAUAAAUUUCGUAAGAAAUUUUUAUCAACGUGAUAGCAGCAAUAAAAGCGAAAUAGUGUGCAGCAGCAGAAGUGGCAACUGAAAAUGCCAAAAAGCGGAGUGCCAUUGAGCUGAGUGUGCAGCGCGGCAAGGCGUUGAUAAAUAGACAUGAAAAUAAAAAUAAAAAACAACACAAGAACAAAUUCCAGCGGCAGCUGUACAGUUAAAUAUGCAUGUGAAACAUUGUAAAUAAAAGACAAAAACAAAACUGAAAGCAAACUGAUAAAACAAAAAUAUAAAAAAUUUUUAAGUAAAAUAAAAAGAAAAAAUAUAAAAAAACUUUGAAGUGUAUACAAGUUGAAAGUAAACUAAAGUAAAUAACAACAACAACAAUUGAAUAUCGUAUUAAAAACGAAUACCGAGUGCGACGGACCUGAGUGAUAAAACUCCCCUGCAAAUGCAUUAAUAAACGACGAUUUGUUUAACAUUUGUAGUCGGCGAUAUUGGUGUGUGUGCUCAGUGCAUACUUAUUGACAACCGUAACGUAGACAGGACGGACGGCAGUCAGUCGGGUUGUCAGCGUGCGUUCGAUAGACACUUACAAGGCGUCCGGCAGUGUCACACUCGCACACGCAGCCGAGCGAGGAAUCGCAAAAUCAAAGUCGAACACUCGCUUAGUUAAAGAGACCAGACAAACAGUCAGUCAAAUAAAUUGAGCUGCCAGUAAUGCGCAAGCAAUCGAGCUUUUAGUGUAGCACAUACGCAUUAUAGUUAGACAAGCCAGACUGACUGUCAAUCAGCUAGUGCGCUAGUUGAGUUUGUCACUUAUUGAAGGCACGUUGCGUCGACGCUCCCAGCAUUUGCAGCAAACAGCGAACAAUAACGUCUAGCGCUCAGUGAAUUUGUAAACAAGUAAUAAAUUCAUAUAUAAACUGUCGAGACUGAGCAGUAAGUGAAUGAUACAACUCGCGCGCGCAUCAAACUCGACGCAGCGGUAAAUUGACAGUUUUACGAGUAGGUGGCUAGCACAAAUAGCAGCAGUAUACUUUGUUGCGAAUAGAUCAACAACGCAUACGUGCAUGCAUAUAUUUUGAAGCGACAACGUCAAACGUACAACUGAGUUGUUUGCUCGCAAAGCGUGGCGGCCAGCCUACGAGGAGCUCGAGUGUAAAACUAAGAAACCGCCAACUCAAUUCCAGCGCGUAACAAGCGACGCAACGAGUAAACGCGCAAGCAUUUCGACGCACACUGCCACGCCCAUAUCUACGCCAACCCGCAGACUUUAAUAUCAACAUAACAGUAGGCUGGCCUCGGCAAUACCACCCGCUGUUCCAGCGCGCGUACGCUAGUUGUUAGCCGAGCGCGGCGUGGUGCGCUUUUACUGCCCCCCUCGACGCGUCGCAGCGACAGCAGCGCAGCUUAGCGAAGAUCAAAAGUAAUGAACAGUGAAAAUUUAAUGAAAAAAAUAUGCAAAAUACUUUUAGUAAAAACAAAUAAAAUUGAAUAAAGCUUGCGCGCUGCAAACGAUGACAUGCUCUCAAAAUUUUACUCAACAGCAAAACAACAACACAUACAAAAGCCAACUGAAACAGUAUACAAGCGAUACGAUUGUGAUCGCAGCAGAGCAAGCAACAGCCAAAACUCAGCAGCAACAACAACACAGGAGCACGCUUGUUGUUGCUUACACGCCAGAACCACAUAAAUUCAAUGGAAAAUGAUGUUCACCGCCAGCAUCAGCAGCAGCAGCGGCAGCAAAGGCAACAACAACAAGUGUAACAAGAAAUGCAUUUGCAAAAGCGCACACAGCAUUGGCAGCGACGUCGUCUGCAACUGUAGUUUGCUAACAGCAUCCAGCACGCCGAUCAGCGCGCAUGGUUCGGCCAAGCAGCGCAGCAGCAGCAGCUAUAAGAAAUACCGCAGAGCGAAACUGCGCAACGACGUCCAACACAGCGAUUCUGGCUCUAACAACAACAUCAACAACAACCAUGACGCACAGCGUUUGGACCAUUGCAGCAGCAGCCGAAGUAGUAAUUCAAUUACGUCAUUAUCGCCUGCGACCGCGCCCACAACAACAACAGCGUUCAGUGCAGAUAGCACUAAUUCAUGCAGUUCCACAGUCCACCGACAACGGCGACGCCACGUUGCUUCGCUUACCGCUUGCUGCAGUUCGGCGGCAUCAAUCUCGUCCAUUGCAGUGGCGUUGACCGCCGGUUUAAGCAUUUGUCGCGCCUUCAGCUUAUCGAUAUGCGUUCUGCUGUUGCUGCGACUUGCGCCCACUGUGCACGGCCUUGCUGUCGGUGUGGACACGGCCAAUGCCAACCUCACAGAUUUGGGUAGUCCCGGUGGGUAUUCUACGACUAUUCUACUAUUUAUAAUGCAGUUUAAGUUAUAUACGCAUAUUUUUAUUCGUAGUCCUAAGCUAUUUUAUAAUGCAGGAAAUCUUUUAAAAUUUGCUGCUGCUGCCAUCUAUACAUUUUCCUUUAAUGAUGGUGUAGUAGGUUUACCUUAUUAUGUACCAUAUUACUUGUAUAUAGUUAUUAGCUCAGCACUUUACCAAACACUUUCAAUUCCGAAUUGUACUGGAGGUUUUGUAAAUUCAGAUUUUGCUUUAGUCGGAAUCGAACAUAAGUUGUAUGUCAAUUUAGUCCAGUGUAGUGAAAGUUUAGAAAAACAUUAUUGAUUUGCUUACGGUCUGAUGUGACCUAGGUGUUUAAAUUCAUGUUAAUUUUAUAGGAAUAAGUACAAAUUAUAUAAGCGCUAUCAUAUUAUUCAAUUCCCUCUUUCCUAAAAUUAUAAGCCUUUUGGGUCCGUGUUCCAUAAACUACCACCUAGAAGAAACGUCUGGGACUCUUUAAUAUAUAUUUAUAUGGUAUAUCAUAAAUAAUCUGCGUGACGACAUGAGUUGAUUUGUCCAUGGCCGUCUAUCAAUCUGCCAUAUCGGACCCCUGUAGUAUAAAGUAAAGUUUAAGCUUUUUCGUCUUUCACGUAAGAUGAGGACUGGACUCUUUAUCGUGUCGAAGAUGGCUUGUGUUGCUUGUUUGGUCUUUAUGUACAAUAAUUAAUCACGGAGCGUGCCUCAACAUUGCCCAGAUCAAACAAUAUACUAUUUACGUCUUGAGGCACAAUUUCCUGUUCAACAAUUACCACUUGAAUACCUGUGUAUGUAUGUAGAUAUGUGUGCAUAUACAUGGUCUGUGCUGAUGUGUGUGUCGCACUCGCAUAAACGUCGACAAAGUUCAGUGGCCAAUUCACUUAUACGCUGCUGGGAAUCAUUGUCGCACCGUUUGUCAUCAUGUCCUUUACUCUGCACAUACACACUUACAUACAUACGUAUGUAUGUACGCAAGUGCAUGAACUUAAAUAGUUUUUGUUGCGGCGACAUUCGGUAUCUUCAUUUUCAUUUCAAUUUAUUUUUCUACUUCUUUGCGUUGCUUCUAUUCGCAUUGAUUUCAUGUUGUUUUCGAUUUUUUUUCUCAAGUUUUCUUUUUUCCUCAAUUUUUGUUCUUUUGUUUCGUUGUACACCUGCAUUUUUACCGCGCUCCUGUCACACUAUCGCAUUUUAUACCAUUUCCUUUGCCACAUCAAGCACCCGCAACCGACUUCUCAGCGUUACCUCAAAGCAAUAGCGCCACGACACCACCACCACCAGCAGUAGCAACCCGGUCCCAUUCAGUCAAACAGUGCCUCUAAGCAUCAAUUAACCCAAUUUUCAAAUCCAUUUGCACUGCUACGCCGCAAAAUUGCAGUUGGCCGGAGCGUUGAAGUGGCGAAGUGACUACAGUUGCCACCCGUGCUGGCGCUCACCUUUUAGCCCUAGGAUGUGCCAACAACAACAAAUGCGCCGCAACGCCACUUCAUUUUCUCUUCACACCAUGACGGCGAAGCCCCCUCCCUGCACGACCAACCACUUCCGUCAUAACCAUUUAUAUAUCUAUGGUGUUUGUGUGCUUUGUAAUAUAUUUAUAUAUAUAUAUUUUUAUAAUAUAUAUAUAUAUAUAUAUUUUUAUAAUAUAUAUAUAUAUAUGUAUAUACGUAUAUAUUUGUAUUGAGUUAGCUUACCUCAGAGCUAAACUCCCAAUGGCGCUGCAUGUGAGUGUGUGCAGAGUGUAGGCCCGACUGUGCCACCUCCACCCACUGGCUCUCAAGCAAAGUAUAUACACAUAUACACCCACAUAUAUAUAUAUAUAUAUAUACGGGUAUAUGAUUCAAGUGCGCUGUGGCUGGUGACGUUUACCAACGGUGGCAGCAGCAGCAGCUUUGGCAGUUGUUGGCCAUUUUCCGCCAAUUCUCUGUACGAUUUCCUCGCUUUUCUAUUUUUAUUCUUAUAUAUGUAUAUAUAUUCUAUAUAUAUUUACACUACUAGUUAUACGCUUUUAUGUAUGUGUGUUUCGCUUUAUUCUACACAUUGCCCCUAGCGGUAUUUAAGUUUAUUUGCAGAGUUGUUGUUGCUGUCGUCAACGUAGUUGAUUUGGUUUGGUUCGAAUUGGAUUGGAUCGACAGUUUAGAUUGGAUUGUACUGGAUAUGCCGCCCUACCUGCCUAAUACAAUUUCUUUCUUUUCUUAAUUAAAAUCUAAUUCGUGUUACUUUGCAGCAUUUAUAGCAUUUCAAUUUCAGCAAUAACAGUAAAAAUUUUCGCUUUUCAGCCAAUUGAACUGUCCACACUUAAUUUCCUUGCAGCAUUUUUAACAACACUGAUAUAUAUAUGUAUAUAA